AUGGCUGACUCCUCUGACUCCAUUUCCUCUCUUGAAAAAAAGCUUGAACAAAUUCUCCUUGCCCAAGCCAACUUCUCUAAUACCCUCCAUGACAUCGCUGCACGCACCUCCUUCAUGGAAUCCAAAAUCACCUCACCACCCCCCCCACCACGCCCCAUCAAGUUUGACCUCCCAUCCUUUAACGGUGAAGACGCACUAGGCUGGAUUUUCAAAAUAACGCAGUUCUUUGAUUUCCACAUGACACCACCGGACCAGAGAACACAAAUUGCUUCCUUCUAUCUUGAAGGUCCAGCACUUGCAUGGUACCAGUGGAUGCACAAGAACGGUCUCCUCACGUCAUGGGAUGCCUUUCUUCGCGCCUUGGAACUGCGUUUCGCACCAUCAAAGUUUGAGGAUCCAAUCGCUGCCCUGUGCAAGCUUUCCCAGGUCCACUCUCUCACCGCUUACAUCUCAGAAUUUGAAUCCAUUGCUAACCGCAUUUCCGGUUACCCCGCAAGCUUCUAUCUCAGUUGUUUCAUCUCUGGCCUCAAGCCCCAUCUCCGCCGAGAGGUCACUGCCUUACAACCCACCGACAUGCCACAAGCGGUUGCAUUCGCUAAACUCCACGAUGAUAAGUCUAAACUUCAACCAUUCCCAUUCUCUAACUUUCCCAGACCACCACCUUCCUCACCGAUGACUAAACCACUUCCUCCACUCCUUCCUACACCAACCACCAAACUUCCCAUUAAACGUCUUACGGAGACUGAAAUGCAGGCUCGUCGGGAUAAGAAUUUGUGUUACAACUGUGAUGAACGAUAUACACGUGGCCAUCGUUGUAAGACUCAAUUCCUUCUCCUUGUCGGGACUGAUCAAUCUGACGACAUUGAUCUUCUCCUUGACAUUGAUCCGGAGCCUGACCCAUUGGCUGACCCACCUCUGGAAGCGGGUUUGAUUAGCCUUCAUUCUUUUUCGGGUCAAUGGACCCCGCGAACCUUCAGAACUACUGGGUCCAUCAAUGGCUACGAGGUUCAGAUUAUGGUUGAUAGUGGUGCUACACAUAAUUUUAUCCAAACUAAGGUGGCCCAGUUCUUAAAUCUCCACUUGGAGCCCACACCUUGUCCAUUAAGAGUAAUGGUUGGCAAUGGAGAUUUUUUGCCCUGCACCACCUUCUGCCCUAAAAUUCCCAUCACUAUUGCUGACCUACAAUUCCCCAUUGACCUCUACCCCUUGGACCUCUCGGGCACUGAUAUUGUCCUUGGUGUUCACUGGCUCACACAGAUCAGCCCAUUCACCAUGGAUUAUAAUGGGCCUUUCAUAAGAUUUAUGUGGGAAAACAAGAUGGUGGAACUUAACGGAGACCAAGGACCGAAUCCCACUCCAAUAUCCGCCCAUCAAUUAAAACGCCUGCAACACACCAAUAGAGUGGAAGCCCUUUUCCAACUCAUUCUAGAACCAAACCCCAGUCUCCACUUUUUUUCCAUUUCCUCAACACCUUCUUCUGACGCACCUCUACUUCCUUCAACCUCUAUCCCACCGUUACAAACAUUAAUCACCACAUACUCGUUCCUUUUCUCCACCCCUUCCACCCUCCCACCAUCCCGCUACACUGACCAUUCCAUCACCUUAUUACCAAACACUUCACCCAUCUCGGUUAGACCAUACCGAUACCCCCACUUCCAAAAGCAAGAAAUUGAGUUACAAGUACAGAAAAUGUUGGAUUCAGGAUUCAUCACCCCAAGCACCAGUCCUUAUUCUUCCCCGGUUUUGCUUGUUAAAAAGAAAGAUGGAACGUGGCGCUUCUGCGUUGAUUAUCGAAUUUUUUAUAAAUGA
Messenger RNA from Cajanus cajan (pigeon pea), 1809 nucleotides. Lineage: Eukaryota; Viridiplantae; Streptophyta; Magnoliopsida; Fabales; Fabaceae. The record is from RefSeq and is a predicted model, not a curated record.